GAUACCUAGCCGAGGUAUUCCCUCCGGGAGGCAUAACCAUUCUCAUGACGUUUUCCCAAGUAGGGUACCUGAUCCACCUUUUUGCGAUUGGCGUGCAAGUCGAUACCGGCAUUCUGUGGAGGGCCGAAAAGAGCGAGCUCAUAAUCGGGACCUUGUGCUUCUUCUCGCCUUACGCAGUUGCCUACCUUUCCUACUACGCCCUCAAGGGCUUAUUCAACUUGGAUGACUCGUUGAGCUACUCCAUCCCCUACAUCGCCAUCGUUAACUCCCUCUCCUCCUACCCUGUCAUCACCUCGCUCCUCACCGACCUUCGGAUCCUAAACUCGGACCUCGGACGGUUCGCCUCCCAUGUGUCGCUGGUGUGCGACUUGUUGACGUGGAGCUUGUCCCUGCUAGCGAAUGCUGCCAACUUAGCCUUCCAUCGCUCCACGAUGGACUCAAUGUGGUCGAUACUUUUCACACUUAUGUUCAUCUCGAUCAUCAUCUUCAUCAUUCGCCCCGUGACAAUAUGGUCAUCCCGAUGCGCACAGGAUGGAGAAGAGGAGCGGGUCCAUUUCUUUGAGAUUAUGGUGAUCUUGUUGGGGUGCUCGCUGCUAUCGGAGAUCCUGGGCCAGCACAGCAGCUUCGGAGCAUACUUGAUGGGCUGGGCUUUGCCGCACGGGCCGCCAUUCGGGACGACCUUGGUCCAGAAAGUAGAGACGGUUUCGGACAGCCUGAUGGUGCCAGCGUUCUUGGCGGUGAGCGGGGUGCGGACGCACCUGUCAAGCCUGGUCGCGGCGUCGUCCGGGUACACGCAGGUGAUAAUAGUGAUGAGUUACGUCGGGAAGUUCUCGGGGACGCUGGUGGCUUCUGUCGUUUGCGGCAAGCCGUUCUGGGACGCCGUCCCUCUCAGCCUCAUCAUGUGCUGCAAAGGCAUCAUCGAGGUCGCUGUCUAUUGCGCGUGGUAUGACAGAAAGAUAAUAGAUCAGCAGGUCUUCGCUCAGCUAGUGGUCACCAUGGUGAUCGUGACCACGUUGGUGAGGCCCCUCGUCGCUUAUCUAUACGAUCCAUCCAGCAGAUACAUGGUCCAUGGACGAAGAGCCCUCCCGCAAUCGAAGGAAGGCGUCAAGGUCCAGAUCCUCGUUUGCCUCCACAACGAAGAUAACGUCCCCACCAUCAUGAACCUCCUCGAGGCCUCCAACCCCACCCCUCACAGCCCCAUCUCCGUCUUCGUCCUCCACCUCGAGGAGCUCAAGGGCCGGUGCGCCGCCGUCCUCGUCCCCCACCACCACCUCGACAAGUCCGCCUCCCAGGUGGCCGGCUCGGACCACGUGGUCAACGCGUUCACCAACUACGAGCAGCGCAGCUGCGGGAGCGCCGUGGUGCAGCACUUCACCGCCAUCUCGCCCUUCGAGAGCAUGCACGACGACGUGUGCGCCCUCGCGCUCGACAAGCGGACCCACCUCAUCAUCCUGCCCUUCCACAAGACGUGGGCCAUCGACGGGACGGUAGGGUUCGUCAAGUACGCCUUCCGCAACGUGAACAAGAAUGUGAUGGGCAAGGCACCCUGCUCCGUCGGGGUCCUCAUCGAUCGGGGCUCGCUGGCAAGCACCCACCAUAUGGUGGGUGGCGAGGCCGCGCCGUACCGAGUUUUCGUGCUCUUCUUGGGGGGCGCAGACGACCGGGAGGCCCUCGCCUACAGCAUGCGAAUGGUUGACCACCCGUCGGUCAGCCUCACGAUAAUUUGGAUCAGGAGCAGAGAGGAUGAGAAACACGGGGGGAGCCAGCUUGACAAAGAAGCGAUGGGUGACUUCCGGGCCAAGGUGGGCUACAACAGGAAUGUGAAGUACGUCCAGGAGAUGACGGAAGACGGGGUCGGGACCGUACAGGUGAUCCGCUCGGUCGAGACCGUGGUCGACCUGCUGAUAGUGGGCACGCACCACGACCCGUCGUCGCCGCUCAUCUUGGGCUUGACGGAUUGGAGCGAGAACCCUGAAUUGGGGGUCAUUGGCGACCUGCUCGCCACUUCCGAUUUCCAGUUCUCGGUUUUGCUAGUGCAGCGAGAGCCCACGGCGGCGACAUCCCUUCCCUUUAUUGAGUUUGGAAAUCAGUAGCUAGGCCGUAGAGAUCGUCGGUCGUAGCAAGAUUCGGCCCAGCGGGAAAAUUGAACGGGUCGAUCGCGAGCGCCUGCGGCAGGAGACGCUUUGUUUUUCUUUCGGUUGUGUAAUGCCGAGUAUGAGGAAAUUUGUUAGAUUUUCGACAUAGAAUGUUAGAUUGAAGAGUGUACGUAGAUAUCAUGGACAUUUGGACAAAAUGCUAAAACUGAUGUACAUGCGUAGAUUUGUUCGGUUCGGUGCAAAUAU
This is a messenger RNA of Eucalyptus grandis, 2342 nucleotides long. RefSeq names its product cation/H(+) antiporter 14. The transcript is spliced from 3 exons. The record is from RefSeq and is a predicted model, not a curated record. Gene Ontology annotation, molecular function: antiporter activity. Bases 45 to 2093 code for a protein of 682 amino acids. Gene Ontology annotation, biological process: proton transmembrane transport; regulation of pH. Lineage: Eukaryota; Viridiplantae; Streptophyta; Magnoliopsida; Myrtales; Myrtaceae. Gene Ontology annotation, cellular component: endomembrane system; membrane.